Triticum dicoccoides is the source of this 3496-nucleotide messenger RNA. RefSeq lists its product as uncharacterized. Lineage: Eukaryota; Viridiplantae; Streptophyta; Magnoliopsida; Poales; Poaceae. The coding region runs from base 2244 to 2945 and encodes 233 amino acids. The record is from RefSeq and is a predicted model, not a curated record. The transcript is spliced from 2 exons.
CUACAUCCCAUCUCUCUCCCUCUCCCCUUCUUCUCCACCAUCGGCCGCCGCCACGGCCAGGCCGCCGUGGUGGUGAGCCAUUCACCCAGCGCCACCAUCUCCUUCUCCUCCCCGAAGCCAUCCAUCUCCACCGUCCGCGCCAAGCACCACCAGCACCACUCCAUCUCCACCGCGCCUUCACCAUCACCUCGCGCGCCCUACCAGACGCGGUGGUCUGGUGCCUCGCGCGACCUCUCCCUCCAGCCUGCGCGCCUCUCCCUGCUGUUUCCCAACUUCUUCUUCCCUUUGCUGCUCCUCCACCUUUCCUCGUCCCCCAAACUGUUUGCUGCUUCUCCUUCUAUGAACCCUUGCUGCUACUCCUUCCUCUCACGCCCCCCCUGCUGUUGCUCUUCUUGCGCCGAUCUGAAGUUGCUCCUUCUCUGAACUUACUGCUGCUCUCUACCUAAUCUCCCCAUGCCUCUGUUGUUCUUCUUGCCCAAACCAUGCUGUUACUCCUUAUCUGAACCUACUGUUGCUACUGCGCUCUGCUGCUUCUUCUCCUACGUUACUGCUGCUGCACCUUUAUCUUACCCUACUGCUGCUCUACUUCUCUCAUCGCCAACUGCUGCUCUCCUUCUCAACCCCCCUGCCGCCUCUGUUUCUUCUUGAACCUGAACUCUCUCUCUCUCUCUGAAUUUUCUGUAAGCUGAGAUGUAAAACUUUGUAAUGUUCAGAUUCUAAGAGCACUUGCAAUCUGAUAUAUGUUUAGUAGGUACUUGUCAUUUUCUAUUAAUUAAUAUUCUGCUAGUGUAUGUGUGUGAUCUCCUUUGUGUUCAUUUCUUGACUUGUGCUUGUUUAGUUCGAAUCAUUUUGUUGAUCUGUGAGCACUUCUUGUAACCCCCUAGUCGUAUACAUGUGUGGUUAUGUGUAUAUUGUAGUCCCUGUGUUAACUAUGUGCAUGUGAAACUAUAUAUGUAUGUGGUGUGAAACUUAUAUUUCCCAGUACCAUACUACUUGUGCAUGUUCAGCACUAUGAUACAUCUUUUAUUUCUAGUUCAUAUAUUCCUCCUAUGUACUUGUGAUAUGUACGUGCUUUUGAUGUGAAUCACUUCUGUCCUUGUCCCAUUAUCUUUGUUCUGUGUUUUUCUUCUUUUAUAUAACUACUAGUUAUAUUUGUGAUCAUAUAUUAGUACUUCCUUUUUGUCGAUGUUGAUGUUCUGUGUGUUUAUUUUAGUUUCUCAAGUAAUAUGAAAAUACCAAAAAGACAGAGAGUAUAAUCUGAACCUUCCUUUGCUUCUUUUCAUUUUCUUUUGUCGAUGAUUUUUCCCGAAUGAUCUUAGUUAGUCUAGAUUUAAUAUUCUGCUUUCAUCACCCAAUAUUGUGUUACCUAGAUUUAGCCGAGCGUUGUUGCCGUCGCCUAGUCCCUGUGGAGAACACGACAUCCAUAGUUUGGGCAUAAAAAACCCUGCUAUAUUACAAUUGAUCAUUUUGGCGCCGUUGCCGGGGACUAGCGUCGAGUGACCGUGUUAGGCUAUAGACUAGGUUUAUUUUAGUUCCAUGUCGUCGUGUAUUUCAUUUUCUGUGUUUCUUUUAUAUAUAUAAUUUUUUCCUUGUUGUUGCUUCGGCUUAUUAGGAUACUAACCUUCUGACUAGUGUUUACUGUUUAUGAAUGUGUGUAGGGAAUCAUAAAUCUUUGCAGGUUGUUCUAUAGUUACACUUGGUUAAGAUAUGGCAUUGCUUCGUGAUCUUUGGAUGCCAAGUAGUCAAUGUUAUAUCACAGGACCGGUUUGGCCAACUAUUGAGGUAGAGAAUUUUGAGCUGAAGCCUGGUCUUAUUGCUUUGGUUCAACAACAACAGUUUGGAGGACUGCCUACUGAGGAUCCCUAUGAGCACUUACACCGAGUCAUGGAGUAUUCAGAUACAGUCAAGUACCAUGGAGUUCCUCAAGAUGCAAUCAUGUGGAGGCUGUUCACAUUCUCCCUCCGCGAUGAUGCUCGUGCUUGGUAUCGAUCCUUGCCAUCAAGGUCAUACAGUUGGAAUGAGAUAUCGCGAGCUUUCUUGGAUAAAUAUUUCCCACUACACAAGCAGUCCGCAAUUCGAGAUGAGAUCUUCAAUUUCGUUCAGCGUGAAGGCGAGAGCUUGUAUGAUGCUUGGGAGAGAUACAAAGCCUUAUCAGGAGAUGUCCUAAUCAUGGGCUCGAGAGAUGGUUAGAGUUGCAGAUAUUCUAUAGAGGAUUGACUUCGAACACUCGAGCUUAUGUCGAUAUGGCAGCGGGUGGAGCUAUUACAAACAAGACACUUGAUGAAGCUUUUCUGCUGAUUGAGAGCAUAGCUUUCCACCAACUUCAGUGGUACAAUAAGAAGCCCACAUCUGAUUCAUUGGUUUGCUUGCAACAAAUCACUACACCUCAAUCACCAAUUCUUAGACAAAAGCUCGAGCCUCUAUCUCAGUGUGACAAGGUUGAGCUUGCAUGGAUUAUAUUUGACGAUGAUGACACCAUUCUAGUUGACACACACGCUACAGAUCAUCUGGAUACUAGUGUUGGAGAUUCAGUUUUGCAUUGUAAUGAUUCUUCCAUGGAUGAGCCAGAGCUGCAGUUCGUUGCUUUUGAUAUUGAGGAGUCACCUUUAGUUGAUAUUGAUCAUGUGCUGCUAGAGCCAGAUAUGGAGAAGUUCGCCUUUGAUGAUGUUAGCCGCAUUGAUUCUUCAACACUUGAGCCUGAGAUGGAGAGCUUCAUGGUUGAUUAUGGUGAGGUGGAUUCAGAUGUCAAGGAGUCAAGCUCUAUUUCACUUGUUGACACGAGUCCGGUGGAAAUUUCUACUACCACACCUCACUUGGUAUCUUCAAUUGAGGUAGUCCUGAAGCUUCUUCCCAAGUAUCUCAGGUUUAUGCUUGUGCACCAUUCAUGGCGGGCUGACCAAGUUCGAGAUGACAUCCCAUGGGAUCCUGGUGGAUUCACGGCAUGAUGAAGAGGAGAAGCAAGGGGGCACACACGAAGAAGAGUGAAGCUGGAGCAUCCAUGAGGAAGCAAAGGAGAAGAGGAGCAGCUUAGAGAUGAUCGAGCGAGUGCUACACCAUCAAAAUCCGGUGAGCUGUUUCAUGACCCAAUCUGAAUACCAUCAUACAUUAUACAUGUUGUAAUCAACUGUUAUUUGAGUUGCUUGAGUCAUUUCUUAAAUACCGUCCCACUGAAUUUUACCUUCGACAUAGGGCGAUUGAUGUGAAUAUGUGAACUGAGUGUUGAAUGCCUUGUAAACUAGUGAUCUAUACAAUGCUUGCUUUGCUGAAAGUAGUGGAAGUUAUUAGUUUUGAGUGCUCAAAUCCCUAGUACACUAGAAAACUUAAUCAUUUUCUGCUUUUACCUCGAUACACCUAGAUCACCACGUUUAGAUGCUGUAUUUGUGCCAAGUGUCUUCCCAUUGAGAGCAAUCACCUAACCACUAUGGAUUAGCAUGCUAUGUUCCCUGGAUCGGUAGCAUGUGAACCAGACAUGGAGAAGUGAUGAUUCCUAUUUUUG